CCUGCUGCCUGUGGGAUUCUGCUGCUGCUGCCGCUCCUGCCGUUGCCGCAGGUGGCGCUGGGCUCCGCGGACCGCAGCUGCGACCCUUCGGACCAGUGCCCUUCCCAGGCCCGCUGGAGCAGCCUGUGGCACGUGGGGCUCAUCCUGCUCGCUGUCCUCCUGCUGCUGCUGUGUGGAGUCACCGCUAGCUGUGUCCGGUUCUGCUGCCUCCGGAAGCAGGUGCACACACAGACACACCUGCCCCCAGUACGGCAGCCCUGCGACCUCACGGUCAUCCCUGUGGACAGUGACAGCCCUGUGCAUAGCACUGUGACCUCCUACAGCUCCGUGCAGUACCCACUGGGCAUGCAGCUGCCCCUGCCCUUUGGGGAGUAG
Ictidomys tridecemlineatus (thirteen-lined ground squirrel) is the source of this 375-nucleotide messenger RNA. RefSeq names its product transmembrane protein 52 (gene Tmem52). The record is from RefSeq and is a predicted model, not a curated record. NCBI's taxonomy places the organism in Eukaryota, Metazoa, Chordata, Mammalia, Rodentia, Sciuridae.